GGUGUCCAGUUGGUGAGAGAAGAGAGACAAAGCCUGGCCACGCUGUCGGCCGCAGGAUGGCAUCGGACUUUGAGGGCAUCAUGCCCAACUGGAAGGAGAUUGUCAACAAGAAGCUCAGGUUCCCCGAGGGCCUGCUGACCGCCAUCCAAGAUGGCCACCUGGUGCGCGUCCAGCAGCUUCUGCAGGUGAGCGACGGGAUCCUGCGGCAGCUGGACGAAGCUGAGGACCGGUCGUGGCGGGAGGCGCUCAACCUGGCCAUCCGGACGGGUGGCGAGGAGAUCACCAAGACCUUGCUGCGGGUGGUCAAGUUUGACUUCCGCCAGGUCCACGAGGCCCUGCUGGUGGCCGUGGACACCAACCAGCCUCACGUGGUCAAGCUGCUGCUGGACCGGCUGGACCAGGAGAAGAGCCUCAAGAUGGACAUCAAGUCCUUCUCGCUGGCCUUCUUCGACAAUGCCAUCGACAACUCCCGCUUCGCUCCUGGCGUGACGCCCCUGACCCUGGCGUGCGAGAAGGACCUCUACGAGAUUGUGGACAUGCUCCUGAAGAAGGGCCACGCCAUCCUCCCGCCCCACAAGGUCUCCUGCGCAUGCCUGGAGUGCUCCAACGGCCGCAAGUUCGACCUGCUCAAGUUCUCCCUCUCGCGCAUCAACACCUAUAAGGGCAUCGCCAGCCGGGCACACCUCUCCAUCGCCAGCGAGGACGCCAUGCUGACUGCCUUCAAGCUCAGCCGGGAACUCAAGCGCCUCUCCAAGAAGGAACCCGAGUUCAAAGUCUGUCCAUCUUUCUUGCCAGCCACACCUGUGACAUAUAGGGUUGCCAGGUCUUAGGGCUGCCUGGUCAUGGGUCUUAGGAGUCAGCUCUGUUGGCUCUCUUCUGUACAGCUGGAUGUGCAGAAACAAAAACCAAACUCUUUGGCCCACCAAAGAUGCCAACAUACAGCAAUAUCUGAGGUAUACACCCUCAGAAGUAGCUAACAGUAGGAGAGUACGGAUCCCAGGAGAAUGCCAUUGAUCACUGACAGAAGUUCAAAUCCUGCUAGUCAUUUCCAACUUGAGUAGACCCACUCAAUAACUUUUGGCUGUAGAGGACACAUUAGUGUUGGCCCUCCACAUUUGCAUCUUUGACUUUUGCA
This is a messenger RNA of Sceloporus undulatus (fence lizard), 1135 nucleotides long. RefSeq names its product short transient receptor potential channel 2-like. Gene Ontology annotation, biological process: manganese ion transport; calcium ion transmembrane transport; regulation of cytosolic calcium ion concentration. NCBI's taxonomy places the organism in Eukaryota, Metazoa, Chordata, Lepidosauria, Squamata, Phrynosomatidae. Bases 57 to 830 code for a protein of 257 amino acids. The transcript has 2 exons. Gene Ontology annotation, cellular component: cation channel complex; membrane. The record is from RefSeq and is a predicted model, not a curated record. Gene Ontology annotation, molecular function: store-operated calcium channel activity; protein binding; inositol 1,4,5 trisphosphate binding.